AUGACAGCAGUGUACGUGAAUGGAGGCGGCCUGGGGACCCCCCACUAUGCCAGGUGGGAUCGACGGGACAGCGUGGAAAGUGGCGGUCAGACAGAGUGCAACCAGGAGGAAGAGGAGGCGGGGCAGGCGCGCCAGCUGACCCCCUUUGAGAAGCUGACCCAGGACAUGUCCCAAGAUGAGAAGGUGGUGAGAGAGAUCACGCUGGGGAAGCGGGUCGGCUUCUACCGAAUCCGGGGCGAAAUCGGCAGCGGCAACUUUUCCCAAGUCAAGCUUGGGAUUCACUCCCUAACCAAAGAAAAGGUGGCCAUUAAGAUCCUGGACAAGACCAAGUUAGACCAGAAAACCCAGCGGCUCUUGUCCCGUGAGAUCUCCAGCAUGGAAAAGCUGCACCACCCCAACAUCAUCCGCCUUUAUGAAGUGGUGGAGACGCUCUCCAAGCUCCACUUGGUGAUGGAGUAUGCAGGGGGUGGGGAGCUCUUUGGGAAAAUCAGCACCGAAGGGAAGCUCUCCGAACCGGAAAGCAAGCUCAUCUUCUCCCAGAUUGUGUCUGCCGUGAAGCACAUGCACGAAAACCAAAUUAUCCACAGAGACCUGAAAGCAGAGAACGUAUUCUACACCAGUACCACCUGCGUGAAGGUGGGUGAUUUCGGCUUCAGCACAGUGAGCAAAAAAGGGGAGAUGCUGAACACCUUCUGCGGGUCGCCGCCCUAUGCGGCGCCCGAGCUCUUCCGCGACGAGCACUACGUGGGCGUGUCUGUGGACAUCUGGGCCUUGGGGGUGCUCCUGUACUUCAUGGUCACGGGCACCAUGCCCUUCCGGGCGGAGACUGUGGCCAAACUGAAGAGGAGCAUCCUGGAGGGCGCGUACAGCACGCCCGCACACGUGUCGGAGCCCUGCCUCCGGCUCAUCCAGGGCGUCCUGCGGCCCGGACCCGCCGAGCGCCUGGGGAUCGACUCUAUCAUGAGCCACGAGUGGCUGCAAGGGGUGCCGUACCCCACGCCUCUGGAGCCUUUCCGGCUGGACCCCAGACAUUUGUCGGAAACCAGCGCCCUCCGAGAAGAAGAGCACGAGGUCAAGAGCACGUUGGAGCAUUUGGGUAUCACGGAGGAACAUAUUCGAAACAACCAAGGACGAGACGCACGGAGCUCCGUCACCGGCGUGUACCGCAUCAUUUUGCAUCGGGUCCAGAGGAAGAAGGCUCUGGAAAGUGUCCCUGUCAUGACGCUACCAGGCCCUCAAGACAGGGACUUAAAGAAAGGGUCCCGUGUCUACAGGGGCAUACGACACACGUCCAAAUUUUGUUCAAUUUUAUAA
Molecule: messenger RNA, 1314 nt
Organism: Pteronotus mesoamericanus
Lineage: Eukaryota; Metazoa; Chordata; Mammalia; Chiroptera; Mormoopidae
Gene: NIM1K
Product: NIM1 serine/threonine protein kinase
Exons: 3
Coding region: 1-1314 (437 amino acids)
Biological process (GO): intracellular signal transduction; protein phosphorylation; microtubule cytoskeleton organization
Cellular component (GO): cytoplasm
Molecular function (GO): ATP binding; protein serine/threonine kinase activity; tau-protein kinase activity
Source: RefSeq, a predicted model, not a curated record